Molecule: messenger RNA, 1146 nt
Organism: Crotalus tigris (Tiger rattlesnake)
Lineage: Eukaryota; Metazoa; Chordata; Lepidosauria; Squamata; Viperidae
Gene: DNAJC4
Product: DnaJ heat shock protein family (Hsp40) member C4
Exons: 7
Coding region: 171-1031 (286 amino acids)
Source: RefSeq, a predicted model, not a curated record
CGGAUUGUUUUGGACUUUCCUUCCGCCGCACUUCCGGGUGGCUUCUGCCGUAGGGGGUCCUGCCUCUAUUUCGUCCCCUCCGGAAAUACCAGGCAGGCUUCUUAAAGUUCCGCUUCUCUGAAGGUUAACCCUAUGCGUAAGGAUAAGAACACGGGAAAGGAUUUCAAGAAAUGGCCUUGGCUAAUCUGCAUUUCCUUUGUCGUUGUUGCCAGCGUUGCCAAAAUUCUCAGCAUCUGGCUUUUUCUUCCACAAUCUAUGGCUGGUCUUCAGUGAGAAAUAUUAGCCACUAUGAAGUUCUGGGGAUCAAACAAAACGCUACUUCAAAAGAGAUCAAACAAGCCUUUUUUAAGAAAUCAAAACAGCUCCAUCCGGACAGCGACCCCGCCAACCCGGAGCUGCACAGCCAGUUCGUGAAGCUGAAUGAAGCCUACAACGUCUUGAGCAAAGAGAGAAGCCGCCGAGAUUACGACGCUCAGCAAACCCUCCGGAAGGCUUGGCCGGGUCCCGAAGCCCAGCGACCUUCGGCCCGAGACCCCUUCGACCCCCUCCACGUCCACCGCCAGCAACGGAGCGGCCAGCAGGCCUGGGAAGGUCAAGGCCCCCGCAGACAUUCGGCGGAAGACUUUUUCCACUCGGAUCACUUCCGAGCUGCCGGAAGAAAUCCAGACCCCUCUGAGGAUGAUGCUUACUGGCAGGAAUUCCACAAAACGCCCCCGGAGUGGUACUCAGACCAGGAGUUCAGGAGGAGACAGCAACGCAACCUGAGGACCGUAAUCUACUGUUUGCUGAUCAUGUCCGGGAGCCUCCUGGUUCACUUUGUAUCCUACAGGCAAAUCGCAAAACUUCACACCGGCUUAAUGAACGAGAGAGACCACAUGAUCAGCCAGGCCCUAAUUAAGGCAAAGGAACAAGGCAGAGCCAGACACAAAGAGCGUCUGCAACAGAAGCGCACCCCAGUUCUCCAGGAAGACCCCACCAAACCCCAGGACUCCGUAAACGAUCCGGUUCCUUCAUCCUCAACGGCCAAGUAAUCCGGUUGCAGCCAGCCCUCUUCCAGCCUGCCGGCCGAGACCCCCAGCAUCACCCCUUUGGACCCCCCUUCCCCUGCUCCCCCAGUCCUGUCCAUAGAAGCCCCUUGUUACUCUC